Messenger RNA from Orbilia oligospora ATCC 24927, 1401 nucleotides. RefSeq lists its product as uncharacterized. The transcript is spliced from 5 exons. The record is from RefSeq and is a predicted model, not a curated record. NCBI's taxonomy places the organism in Eukaryota, Fungi, Ascomycota, Orbiliomycetes, Orbiliales, Orbiliaceae. The coding region runs from base 1 to 1401 and encodes 466 amino acids.
AUGGGUCGCGUAUACCAAUCAAUAGCUUUUCUAGCAUUGAUAGCCUUAAUCCCAUUCUCCCACGCUCACGACCACAAGGGCGACGAAAGAAUCAAAGAUGGCGAACAUAUUUCUUACGAACCGAUCGAUACGAUCCUCUGGUUGCACAUCCUAUCCAUGAUCCUCGCCUUCGGCAUCCUUUUCCCGCUAGGAAUGGUAUUAGGUCUCACCCGGAACCGGUUUCAUGUUCCCGUACAAAUCAGCGCGACAUGUAUUGCGAUUAUGGGAUGGUUUUUGGGUCAUGGACACGAUGGUAGGCAGUUUGAAGAUUGGAAUAUACAUAGUAUCUAUGCGCCUUUUCUGGGACUGCUCGUGGUAUCUCAAGUCGGCAUGGGGGUGUAUUUGAAGUUACAUUUGGAACGUGGGUGGCAUGGACGGGUAAGAGGAGUUGUGGUACGGAUUCAUAAAGUUAUUGGGAUUAUUAUUCCGGUUGCUUCGUGGGUGCAAAUGAUAUUUGGUGGCAUUACUGCGCUCGGAUUCUGUCAUACACAUCAUUUGGGACAAUGUUUGGCCCAUUUUAUUAUGGGAGGAUCAUUUAUUGCUUAUGCGAUUGUCAUGACUUUGAUGACCUUAGUUGGACAAGCAUGGUUGAGACGACAAGGACGGGCGCCUGAGUUUUGGGACUCAUUAAUCAUUGCGGUUUGGGGAUUCGUGAAUACUUUUACGGAACAUCGCUGGGGUCAAGAGUGGAGCCAUGGGGAUUACCAACAUACUUCUAUGGGGAUUGUGUGGUGGUGCGCUGGUUUACUCGGUCUGUGGCUUUCGAGGGGUAGAAACGGAGAAGCGAGGAGAAAUCUUAUUCCUUCUAUUGUGAUCUUUUUGACUGGUUGGGCUAUGUCAUCCCACGUUCAGCACCUUGAGUUUUCGACAAAGGUACAUGCCGUAUUCGGUUAUACCCUCAUGGCAGCCGGUCUUUCAAGACUCAUCGAGAUUGCAUUCGUGUUGAGGGAUCGAACUUCCCGACCGAAUGGAGAGCCGUCGACAUUUCAACAUUUACCACCUUACUUACUCAUUGCCUCUGGCUUCCUUUUCAUGGGUGCAAACGAGGAACAACUACAACUCCUGUUCGACUCGGGUAUCGACCACGUUUCGUACUUGCUAGUACUCUACUCACUUGCAUUUUUGUUAUACCUUUUCGUACAAAUUUUGAUUUACAUCUACUCCUCAAAUACUGCAGAAAACAAGGCCGCCAGAGGCGGCAAUGCGGGUAGGAGGAGGCCAGAGUUGGCGCCGAUUGAGACUGGGAGGGACGGAGAGGAGUAUGAGUUGGAGGGAUUGAUUAGCGACGAUGAAGAGAGGCUGGAGAGCGCAUUGACGAGAGUUGGAGAAGGGAGUCCACCAUUGAAGGAGGGAAGAGCAUAA